UGUUGCUGCUGUUGACGCUGUUGUAAGUGUUUGUUGUUAGUUUCCAAUUAUUAAUGGAAAAUGGCCAGAAAUGAAGCUAAAAUCGAGUGGUUGAGAGCGGUGUUCGAUGCCAAAGAUACACUUUUCGGACCGUUUUCAGAAAAAACGAGAUAACAGCCGGGCCAGCGGGAGUGGAACUACCAAAUUUACAAAUGUAGACGAAAUGGUGUACAGUAUCAUUGGGAAGGAGUCACCAACCCUGGUAGGGCUCCCUGUUGCAGAGUCUGGUGAAGUAGUUUUAACUGAAAUGUAUAGUAAUCAUUUAAAUUCGAUUGACAUCAAUGGCAGUAGACCAACUUCUACUAUCAACAUAGCACAUGGUGAACCAUCCAAUGCCUCUGCACUUGCCAAGAAGACAAGCACCAACCGGACUCCAGCCCUGCAACAAACAAGACUAAAAAAAAGAAUGCAAGAUCUCAAAUAUGAAAAAUAUUAUUUAAUGGUUAAGCUUUCAGAGAAAGAAAACUAUUUAAAAGAGUUGAAAAUAAAAAAAAUAGAAAAAGAACUGAAUAUAGAUUCCAAUGAAAGGGCCAAACGAGCCAACAGCAAUAACAACAACAGCAAACAAAUGAAUGAAGAUGCCAGCAGUAGUGAUGAAGAACAAUAUGAAGUUGACUAUUUAGAAGUAAUGGACGAUUCUGAAUAGUCAACUCCAUAUAAUUCUUCUUUUACAUGUUGAAAAUAGAGACAUUGUAUAGAUAUAAAUAUAAAAGAUUCUUAGGAGACACCUUUGCUGUAUCUGAUGGUGACUGUGCAGCCUGACUUUAGUGUCACAUCAGUAUUUUAUUUGAGUGUCUUUGAGGCGGUUUUGUUGGAGAAAUUAUCUCCGAGAUCUAUUACUUGUAUUUGUAAUUUUUAAGUUAACUAGAUGUGAAAUUAGUAUAUUACAAUGAUUAUUUUUUAUUGUU
Cydia pomonella (codling moth) is the source of this 947-nucleotide messenger RNA. RefSeq lists its product as uncharacterized. Bases 107 to 685 code for a protein of 192 amino acids. The record is from RefSeq and is a predicted model, not a curated record. NCBI's taxonomy places the organism in Eukaryota, Metazoa, Arthropoda, Insecta, Lepidoptera, Tortricidae. The transcript has 2 exons.